AACCCCAGCGUGAAUGCCGUGUGCUGCCGUGGAAAGUUCUUUACGACUUAACCCCUUAAUCCGAUGAUCAGCCCAGCCUUAAUUUAAGACGAAGUUUCGCGGAAGGUACCCUAGCCAAGGUUUGUGUGGGAUUCGGAUAUAAAAGGUAAACAUUUUAGGGUUUUGGGGGGCCUCUUGAGAUCUCAAAUCUGAGAUUUUUGGGGGAAAAAAGUAGGCUAGAAGAUUGAUACUAUGAAGUUAAGGAAAAAAGUAGGAAAAUGUUUACUUGAUAGUUUCUCUUAUUAAUUACUAUUUCCAUUGUUAUAAGUUCAUGUUACUGAUGCCAUAUGAGUUGAUAUCUGUAACAGAGUCAAUGUCGACGACACUCGGGUCGCCUUCAUCAUCUAAAAUUAAAGAAAGCGGCAAUCAAUACACAAUAUUGUAGUGGAAAGAAGGGAAUUAUAGUUUGGAGUUAAGUUUUUGUUGGUAGUGAAAGCAGGGAACUUUUUAAGAUUCAAAGUUGUAAUUUUUCUUCUAUUGUUGGUUGGUGGAUGGAAACUGAAAGGAUGAAUUAGAAACUUGUUAAGUUCAAUGGCAUAUCUGAUUUUGAGUUCGUACCUGGUCUCUUAUUGCAGGUGAGAUGGGGAGAAUCAAGCAUGAUAGAAGUGGAGAGGUUGUUGCUUGCAGUUGCUCGAGAAGACCCGGUGAAUCAAAGAUUUGUCAUGCUUUCUGACUGGUUUGUAAAGCUUGGACAACGAUUAGUAUUGUAAUUGAGGAAAUUUUCCUAUUCCUUGGAUCAAGAACAUUUUCUUUGAGUUCAUGUUAAUCCAGGUUUUUCUUUUUCUGUAUUGCAGUUGUGUUCCCCUUUACAAUUUUAGUUAUAUAUACAAGUAUCUGAUGGCUUCUCCAGGGAGCUAUGUGGACAGCUUUCUUAAUGUAAAGGAUGGUAGAUACAGCUCAAAGAUGUCACCUAUCAUCCCAAAAAACAAGUGGCAAAAAGAAUCUCAGGUUAUCCAUUUUCUGUUAUAGAUAACAUUAAAUUAAUAUAGAGAUGGUUGAGUGUUUGGGGAACUGGAUUUUUUAAUGAGCUGCUUUAGAUUCUUCAACUGGAUUUAAUAAGUAAUGGGAAUUGAUUAUUUCCAUCUUUGCCUCUCUUUCCUUGUAAAAAUAGCUGAAGAUAGAGAUCUACCCUUGUCUCUUUUUCAUGAGUUUUAUAUAUCUUUUUUACUACUACGAUAUAAAAAAUUAAGCUUUGGUUUCAACUUAUUUAUGUUUGUAGUGGAUCUCCUUGGUAAGAAGCCAUGCUGAAGUCGUUAUAAAUGAUGAGAUUAUUUUUCCAGUUUUUAAGAAAUUAUGCAAGGAUUAUGGAACUGACUGCUUUUUGUAUUGACCAUAUCUCAUUAACAUGCUAUUGUAGUGAAAUUAAACCAAUCCAGAUUGUAGUAUGCAAUCUAUAAGAUUACUUUGUUUUCUCCGAUUGGUUUGUUAUUGCUCACUUCUAUAUUAUGGAAUUAAUGUGCAUGGAAAGUAAAAGUUGCACAUAUAGAACUACGGAAGCUAAAAAUGGUGUUAUCCUCUUUCUUUAUAUCUCUACUCUUCUCUGAAUAUUCUUUACUGGGUGCUAGGAUACCAUGGUGUCUGGGUUAUUUAAUCUUAAUUUUUAAUUAUUUUGUGAAAUAAAAUUUGAUUGUUUAU
Molecule: messenger RNA, 1674 nt
Organism: Rubroshorea leprosula
Lineage: Eukaryota; Viridiplantae; Streptophyta; Magnoliopsida; Malvales; Dipterocarpaceae
Source: the annotation of a GenBank genome assembly